AUGGCCUUCAGGAACGGGUCCUUUGCGACCUUCCUGAUCGUUUGUCGUAAGCCACCCCCCAUCCACCUCCUGGAACACUUCCUCUUCAGAACAACUAUUCUAACAAGACUCCCCAAAACAGCCGUCAGCUUCUUCCUGGGCAUCAUCUUCUCCCUCUUCCCCUAUGACUACCCCAUCCUGUGGUCCACGGCCCCUACCCCCCCAGCCCACUACGACUACCUCGAAGCGCACCUGCGCUUCCUGCACGCCUCGCCGCCCCUAAUCCCUCGCAUCCUCCACAUCGUCAUCUUUUUGGGUCUGGCCGGCCUCGUCUCGAAACUCUACCGGCCCUCGGAGAGCAACAUGCUCUUCGACGGCGCCUCGCUCGUCCUCUACAUGUGCGGCAUCACCGUCUACAUCGCCAAUAUCGUCAAGGGUCUGCGUCUGGCCUCGGCGGGCAAGUACGGUGAGGAGCUGGCGACCAGCCCCGAGGAGAAAGACCAGAUUCUGAACCGCGAGGAUUCGCUCAAGGUGCUGUCGGCUAGUAAUACCAUUCUGGCGUUGGUGUUGGUGGGGGUGUUGGUGUUGCAGGCGGGGCAGUGGUAUGCGGAGCGGAAGGAUGCGCAGGAGUAUGAGUCGUUGAGGAAGGGGCAUAAGGAGGGUGGUGGUGGUGGUGCUUCUUCUUCGUCGGCGUCGGGGGCGGCGGCGGCGGCGAAGCCUGGCAGGCAAGGGAGUGUGAAGAAGAAGAGUAACUAG
Molecule: messenger RNA, 735 nt
Organism: Aspergillus fumigatus Af293
Lineage: Eukaryota; Fungi; Ascomycota; Eurotiomycetes; Eurotiales; Aspergillaceae
Product: putative secretory component protein shr3
Exons: 1
Coding region: 1-735 (244 amino acids)
Biological process (GO): endoplasmic reticulum to Golgi vesicle-mediated transport
Cellular component (GO): endoplasmic reticulum membrane
Source: RefSeq, a predicted model, not a curated record